Juglans microcarpa x Juglans regia is the source of this 2451-nucleotide messenger RNA. Its product is annotated as putative pentatricopeptide repeat-containing protein At3g13770, mitochondrial. The transcript is spliced from 3 exons. Bases 366 to 2378 code for a protein of 670 amino acids. Gene Ontology annotation, molecular function: protein binding; RNA binding; zinc ion binding. NCBI's taxonomy places the organism in Eukaryota, Viridiplantae, Streptophyta, Magnoliopsida, Fagales, Juglandaceae. Gene Ontology annotation, biological process: RNA modification. The record is from RefSeq and is a predicted model, not a curated record.
CUAACCCUGUGGGACUGGGGCGUUACACCGUUCCUCUUCCAUGACUUCACCCUCCACUUUCUUUUUCCCCGUUUUGCCCUCUCUAGACCUCCUCCACUUCAUCCGAAACAGCCAGCCCGAGACCGAGACGGCCCACGGGCCACACCACCACGGAAACGCCAAAGAUGAUCCCUACGGCCGCCGAGUCCGCUUUCUGUCUCCCUUUCUCUCCACCUCCAUUUGGGACGCUAGGGAUGUGAUUAGUUUUUUCCGGGUUCUGUGGGUCCUUGGCGCUUCUGAAAGCAUUAGGAUUUUGAGCUUCGUAUAGUGUUUCAACUGUCUAAGAAUCCAAUCAUAUACGACAACCAUUUCUUCUGCUCCUAAAUAUGCUCCGGAAAAUCAAUUGCUUUUUCCAUUUUCCCAAGCACGUAUCGUUUUCUUCCAGCUUUAACCCAUGUACCUGCCAACUUCCCCUUUCCUCCUUCCCGCCGAGUUCACCAUAUUUAAAAUCCCUCUGUUCUAACGGUCAACUAGGAGAAGCCCUGCUAGAGAUGGCCUUUCAAGGCCCUGCAAUGAAGUUCGAAGGCUACGACGCGCUCUUAAAUGAGUGCGUGAACCAAAGGGCCAUCAGAGAAGGCCAAAGAGUCCACGCCCACAUGAUCAAAACCUGCUAUCUCCCUCCCGUUUACCUGCGGACCAGGCUGAUUGUCUUAUACACCAAGUGUGACUCAUUGUGUGAUGCGCGGAGAGUGCUCGAUGAAAUGCCUGAACGGAACGUCGUAUCAUGGACGGCCAUGAUUACGGCAUAUUGUCGGAAGGGAACCUUUCUACAUCCAUUUGGUAUACCAUGUUUCAUUAACUUCCUUUUAAUGUGUGCGAGAUUUGGUAUGUUUAAACUGUGCAUGCACACAAUAGCGGGUGAAGUAAUUGACAGGAAUACAUCCCUUUCUCGAGGUACGGAGCCUAAUGAGUUCACCUUCGCUACUGUUCUUACUUCUUGUAUAGGUCCCAAUGGGAUUAACCUGGGAAGGCAAGUCCACUCUUUUAUAAUCAAAACAAGUUUUGAAUCCCAUGUAUAUGUUGGAAGCUCACUUCUUGACAUGUAUGCCAAAGCUGGUAGAAUUCACGAAGCUCGAGGGGUUUUUGAAUGCUUGCCAGAAAGAGAUGUUGUCUCAUGUACUGCCAUAAUCUCGGGCUAUGCCCAACUUGGCCUUGAUGAAGAGGCACUGGCGCUAUUCCGUAGGUUGCAGAUGGAAGGAAUGAGUUCAAAUUAUGUCACUUAUGCCAGUCUUUUAACUGCACUAUCUGGGCUUGCCGCAUUAGAUCAUGGAAAGCAAGUUCACAACCAUGUCAUUCGUUCUCAACUACCCUCAUACGUGGUUCUUCAGAACUCUCUUAUUGAUAUGUACUCAAAGUGUGGAAGCCUUACCUACUCAAGAAGAAUCUUUGAUGGUAUGCCUGAGAGAACUGUCAUAUCAUGGAAUGCUAUUCUUGUGGCGUAUAGCAAGCAUGGGAAGGGAAAUGAGGUGGUUGAACUUUUCGAAUCGAUGAGAGAAGAAAAUAAAGUCCAACCUGAUAAUAUCACUAUUUUGGCUGUUUUAUCAGGUUGUAGCCAUGGAGGGUUGGAAGAGAAGGGGCUGGAAAUUUUCUAUGAGAUGGAAACUGGGAGAUUUGGGGUUGAGCCAGAGAUUGAGCAUUAUGGGUGUGUUGUUGAUUUGCUUGGGCGUGCUGGCCGAGUAUCAGAGGCUCUUGAUUUUACCAAAAAGAUGCCCUUUGAGCCAACUGCUGCUAUAUGGGGUUCACUUUUAGGUGCUUGUAGGGUUCACUUGAAUGUCGAGAUCGGUGAUUCAGUGGGUCGUCGGCUUUUAGAACUUGAGCCUGAUAAUGCUGGGAAUUAUGUCAUUCUUUCCAAUUUAUAUGCUUAUGCAGGGAGAUGGGAGGCUGUAAGAGCUUUAAGGGAGUUGAUGAAGGAAAAGUCUGUGAUAAAGGAGCCAGGAAGAAGCUGGAUUGAGCUUGAUCAAAUUCUUCAUACUUUUCAUGCAAGUGAUCGUUCCCAUCCCAGAAGGGAAGAGGUGUCUGCUAAGGUGAUGGAGUUAUCAGUCGAAUUUAAGGAAGCCGGUUAUGUUCCCGAUUUGAGUUGUGUUUUAUAUGAUGUUGACGAAGAGCAGAAGGAGAAGAUACUCCUAGGCCACAGUGAAAAACUGGCUUUGGCUUUUGGGCUGAUUGCUACCCAUAAAGGAGUGCCCCUUCGUGUCAUUAAAAACCUCAGGAUUUGUGUUGAUUGCCAUAAUUUUGCAAAAUUUGUCUCAAAGUUAAAGGGGAGGGAAGUGUCUCUCAGGGAUAAAAACCGGUUUCAUCAAAUUGUUGGAGGGAUCUGUUCUUGUGGAGAAUACUGGUGACUCAUGAUGAUUCUUGAUGGGAAAUAAUCUAAGUGCCCGUGAGGAUGAAAGAGUGGUCCCAUACAUUACUCUC